Molecule: messenger RNA, 357 nt
Organism: Ctenocephalides felis (cat flea)
Lineage: Eukaryota; Metazoa; Arthropoda; Insecta; Siphonaptera; Pulicidae
Product: larval cuticle protein LCP-17-like
Exons: 1
Cellular component (GO): chitin-based extracellular matrix
Molecular function (GO): structural constituent of chitin-based larval cuticle
Source: RefSeq, a predicted model, not a curated record
GCUUUGGUGGCCGCCGUGUACGCCGUAGGAGAUGACUCAGUUGCCGAAGUUUUGCGCCAAGAAGCCGAUGUCCAUCCAGAAGGAUACCACUUCAACUACGAAACCUCCAACGGUGUAAAGGCUGAAGAACAAGGAGCCCUCCAAGGCGAAUCCUUGGCCGUCCACGGUGAAGUCAAAUACACUGCCCCCGAUGGCACCCCAGUUCACCUGACCUACGUCGCCGACGAAAACGGUUUCCAACCCCAAGGAGCCCAUUUGCCAGUUGGCCCAGCCGUACCUGAACACGUCCUGCGAGCUCUCGAAUACGUCAGGACCCAUGCACCCAAAGAAGUUCCCGGACAACAGAAACAUUUCUAG